This is a messenger RNA of Rubroshorea leprosula, 535 nucleotides long. The record is from the annotation of a GenBank genome assembly. Lineage: Eukaryota; Viridiplantae; Streptophyta; Magnoliopsida; Malvales; Dipterocarpaceae.
ACACACACAUAUACCGAUCAAAAGCUUGACAACGACAACAAAGAAGAUCAUCGACAAAAUUACUAGGUGAAGUGUAGUAAAUAACUUUUUUGGCCCGUAGUAUCUCAGAUCUGAGCCUUGAUGCUCUUGUGCUUGAUAACUAGAGUCCGAGUCUGGAACUCGACUCCAAUCGUGGCCUUUGAGUCCAAAUUGAACUCGUUCGAGGCGAAGCAAGCCAGAAUCUACGAUUUCCCCAUGGCCGAGUCACCUAUUAGCACAACCUUGAAGACACAAGUCUAUCUUCUGGUUGGAUCACUGUAUCCACCCAUCUUCAAUGACCCUGACUCUGUUCUUUAAGAUUCAAACUAACCCGUUACCAAGCUGAGAUAGAGGCUUUUAGACUUGGAGGGUUGUGUUGUGUAAAUGGCUAAAUGCAAAGGAAGAAAGAAAAUCAUUCAAGGAAGGAAAUAUCCUGUCGAAUUGCAGAAAGGAAGAAUCUGGACUCUGGAGAAGGGGGUUUCUAUUUGGGGAGAGGCGGAACCAAUUCCCAUGUUGU